This is a messenger RNA of Styela clava, 3786 nucleotides long. Lineage: Eukaryota; Metazoa; Chordata; Ascidiacea; Stolidobranchia; Styelidae. The record is from RefSeq and is a predicted model, not a curated record.
UUAAAUUACACGGCUACGUGUAUGAAGAUCGCUUGGAAUAUUUCACCCACGUUGUCUUUUAUUUUGACCAUUGCUUGAGAGAGACAGCUGUUUAUUGGAUGAUCCAGCAGUAAUGAAGCCUAGAACGUGUAGUUUAUUAGGACUGUUAUUGUAGACGUAAUGGACAAUUCAUACUACACACGGAUGUAUCGGGGUGGUCGGAGGAGUAGCACAGAAACGUACACAUCCAGCAGUGAAACAAAUUCCGAGUCAUCCGACUAUGAGUAUCGAAUAACGAAAAGGUUUGACGAUAUACGUAAUUAUUCCAGUUCAACAUCAUCCGACGAAUCCAGCGAUUGUAGUUCGUCCAGUUACGAGUACAGUUGGAGAGAAGCAAAGAAGAAAUCUAAAGAUUAUGAAUAUGUAUGGACAGAAGCUAAGGCGGUUAUACCAUCAAUUACUGCAAUACCAUGUACGGUGGAUAUAAACGGCACAAAGUUACCAGCUGUCAAAGGAAGUCGCUACACAUUAGUUCCAUUAAAGGCCGUUCUUGUAAUUCUGUUCCCAAACAAUACUCCGGAUGAUCUAGAAGAGGGUUUGAGGAUUCUUGAUAUUCAUCAGCUCACUAAAUCUGAAGCCGAAAAACUGACUGAAUUUGUUAAAUCUCUACAUGAAAUUGGAACGCGUUCGUUUACCGUUGGUGAAGAAAUUUAUGUUGCUAGUUUCUCUGCAGGAGAACCCGCCUGUGAACACAAUUCAUUGAAGGCGAAAUAUACAUCCAUUUUGGACACAUUGGUAAUUACUGCUACUGACUCGAUAAAAGGAUGCAAUUCUGCCAUAAAAACUUCACAUAAACCAAUGAGUAAUGAUGAAGAAAAAUCUGUACUACUGAAGCGUGGAAAUCGGACUAAGUUGAAGAAAAAUUCACUAAAUCGUGAAAAUGGCGAAGCAAGCCCGAGAACGGAGAUGACAGAUGAGAGAACAUCGCAGGAAAGCGAAGACACCUCAGACUCGCCGAAUUCCGAAGCAAGCGAUAGUGUUUGUUUAAUUCGUCAUAAGAUUCGUAAUAAAAGGGCCGAAGAAAAUAGAAAUUCGCAAAAGAACGGAUUGCUUGAAAUAAAAGCAGCGUAUACGCCUCAAAAACAGAAAGAGGUAGUUGUGUUGAAACAUCUUUUUCCUGAAAAUGAAGAUGUUGAAUCGGAGAGUGAUGCGAUUGCUUCCUCACACCUUGACGACGAAAAAGAUCUGAAAACUUGCAAAACAUCAACAGAGAAGCAAGAUGAUGACGUGAAGAGCCAAGGUCGAGACAAAAAAGAAACUUGCAAAACAUCAACAGAGAAGCAAGAUCAUAAUGUGAAGGGUCAAGUUCGAGACGAAAAAGAAACUUGCAAAACAUCAAAAGAGAAGCAAGAUCAUUAUGUGAAGGGUCAAGUUCGAGACGAAAAAGAAACUUGCAAAACAUCAACAGAGAAGCAAGAUCAUUAUGUGAAGGGCCAAGGUCGAGACGAAAAAGAAACUUGCAAAACAUCAAGAGAGAAACAAGAUCAUUAUGUGAAGGGUCAAGUUCGAGACGAAAAAGAAACUUGCAAAACAUCAACAGAGAAGCAAGAUCAUUAUGUGAAGGGCCAAGGUCGAGACGAAAAAGAAACUUGCAAAACAUCAGGAGAGAAGCAAGAUCAUUAUGUGAAGGGUCAAGUUCGAGACGAAAAAGAAACUUGCAAAACAUCAACAGAGAAGCAAGAUCAUAACCUGGAGGACCAAGUUGGGGAAGAAGACAUGGACACCUGGACUUCUUUACUGCUGAGACAUAAAAAUUCAUCGCAGUGUUCUUCGGAUUUAGUGACAGAUGUGAGCACACUUUCAGUGAAAGAUGAUAAAGCGGUGAUCAAAAAUAAGUACACUGACAAGAAGAAACUCACCAAGAAAAAUAUACUUAAAUGUGAUGCUGAGUCGACGCAGUCUCGGAAAUCGAAAAUGGUAAAGGAUAAAUCGGCAUUGAAAAAUACCUCAAAUGAUCACAAUUUAAAAUUGCUCAGCUCUGAAAAGGAAUGUGAAAUGGAGAAUUCCGGUGUACAUGAAGUUGCGAAAGAAUUGCCUAUUAAACACUUCAUGGAUAAUGACAUUGCUGCAUCAGUCUGUGGUGUGAAAAUUGGUUUCACUUUCAACAAAACGCUAAAAACUAUCACCACCAUGAAUGAAGCUUUCAUGGACAACGAAAUUACUAAUAACAAAAAUGCCUCAUGCACUCAAACAAAUAACACAUCCGAAACUUUUACUAGUAGCGAUUGGAAAGUGACAGAUUCCUAUACCUGUGACAGUCCAGAAGGCGGAAAAAAUGUUGAAACGGACUCUCAUAAAAGUAGUCACAGCGAGAAGUCUAUGGUACGAACUCCGGUUCGGACUUGUCGAGAAUUAUCUGAAAAUAGCGAACAAAUACCACCCGAUCCACCUCGGAAGAGCAAAUCUCCUAAACGCCAAACUGUCAAGCGAGAAUGUGUUGAAAAGUUUCGUUCGGAAAGAUCUGGUAAAAAGUCUGAUAGGUCAGACCGAGAUUCAAAAAAGUCUGCCAAGUCAGGUAAGGAUGCAAACAGGUCAUCUUACAAAGAAGAAAUUCACAGUCCAAAAAAAUCAACGUCCUACUCACGACAUGAACACAAAAAGGAAUUUUCCCGUGAAAGAGAUUCAACCGAGGGACGAAAAUGGAGAACAUUUGAGAGAUACGGAGGCUAUGGGCAAAGUAAUAACUAUUAUAGGAAGACACAGAGAAUAGUGCAACGAACCCCACGAUUUGCGCCCAACUAUGCCAGAUUACGGUUUGUGUACGAUCCCAGUUUGUACUCGCCAUUAUCAUCAUCUGAAACCGAUUUUGGAGACGAGGAAGAAGAAGAAGUAACUGAAGAAAAACCGAAGCACAAAGUUUUGCGAAGAAGGUCUUCCCGUGACAAUUCCCGCUAUCGAUCACAAAACAGAAAUAGUGGUUCUGCUGAGCGAUCGUCUGAUCGCAACUUCAAGUCCACCCGAAGUCCACCUCGAAGAAUUCCUAAUUGUGUUAUAAGGCGAGAAUUUAGUCCAGAGUCAGACAAAAAGAAUGAAACAAUACUUCCAGUUGGGGUACAAAAUAUAGAUGCAGUUAUACCAUGUAAUUCGAAGGAUAUUGAGAAUCUUGUGACUGCUAUCAGAAAGAAAUGUGAUAACGACGAUUUUGCUUUUCUCAACCGCGAGCAUAGUCGCCCAUCUUUUAGGCAACGUCAAUCACGAAAUGUGAGGCGACCCCAACCACGAAGACGAUCUCAUUCUCCGUCAUGCGCACCUGGAUUUACACCGUCGCCCCCACGUCUCAGAAAAAUGAAAAACUUUCGUCGCCGUUCUCUUUCCCCUGUUUCGCGGAUAGAACGAUCACCCUAUUUUAAGUUGGAAACUGCUAUGGCAGAUAUUGAAUACAUGAGAAACACUUUUCAGGAUAAUAUACAGUAUCCUACCACUGGACUGUAUACAACUUCCCCUUUUACACCAUUCAAUUCAGUCAAUGCAUUUUCAGAGUUCGAACGAGUGUGGAAUGUAGGCAAAGCAGGAAACAAUGGUACAGACUCGCUUAACGUUGAACAACGUGAAUCAUAUUUACCGCGUACCGCUGAAACAACUCGUUCUAAAAUAGACAGACAUUUCAUAAACGGCGCUGUUAGUUUGUCCAGUGAGCUGAAGCGUUCUGAUAAUAGUCCGUUUACGCCAAUUGCAAGUCAAUUCAGUUUUAAACGGCACACAACAGGCAGUACCCGUUUGUUCAUUGUACUCAUUUCAGCAGCGUGA